Molecule: messenger RNA, 4920 nt
Organism: Heterocephalus glaber (naked mole-rat)
Lineage: Eukaryota; Metazoa; Chordata; Mammalia; Rodentia; Bathyergidae
Gene: Rab3gap2
Product: RAB3 GTPase activating non-catalytic protein subunit 2
Biological process (GO): regulation of GTPase activity
Source: RefSeq, a predicted model, not a curated record
CGGGUGUAGACAGCUUCCGGUCUGGCUCCCCCCGCCCCCUCCUGCGCGGCUGACGCGCUCGGGCUCCGCGGUGCCGGGCCAGGCGCAGAGUCCCCGAGUCGGCUCCCGCAGCUAUGGCCUGCUCCGUUGUCCCGUUUUGCCACUUCCAGGACCUCCAUGCCGCCCGGGACUUCCUGUUCCCGCAGCUGCGCGAGGACGCCCCCAGCGGCGCCGCGCGGAGGGACCCGGGUAAAUCAACAAACUGGGAAGAUGAUGGUUGGGGAGCAUGGGAAGAUGCAGAACUCCCAGAACCUGAGGAAGAAGAAAGUACUUGCAAGACACAGAAAACCUCCUGGCUUCAAGAUUGUGUUUUAUCCUUGUCGCCAACCAGCGACCUUAUGGUCAUAGCUCGGGAACAGAAAGCUGUGUUUCUAGUGCCAAAAUGGAAGCAUAGUGAUAAAGGAAGGGAAGAAAUGCAGUUUGCCGUUGCUUGGAGCGGUUCUCUAAGUGUUGAAGAAGGGGAGUGUGUGACCAGUGCUCUGUGUAUCCCACUAGCAAGCCAGAAGAGGAGUUCCACAGGGCGUCCUGACUGGACCUGCAUCGUGGUGGGUUUUACUUCGGGUUACGUUCGCUUCUACACUGAGACCGGCGUGCUUCUUCUGGCACAGCUGCUGAACGAGGACACGGUGCUGCAGCUGAAAUGCAGGACCUACGAGAUCCCCCGGCACCCUGGCGUCACUGAGCAGAGUGAAGAACUGAGUAUCUUAUAUCCGGCUGCCAUUGUGACCAUUGACGGAUUUAGCCUUUUUCAGUCUCUUCGUGCCUGUAGAAACCAGGUAGCAAAAGCUGCAGCAUCAGGCAGCGAGAACAUAGAGCCGCCGCCCUUGGCGUAUAAGAAAUGGGGUCUGCAAGAUAUCGACACCAUCACGGACCACGCCAGCAUUGGUGUUACGACCCUGUCCCCUUUUGAUCAGAUGAAGACCGCCUCCAACAUAGGCGGGUUCAAUGCAGCGGUCAAAAACAGCCCACCCGCCAUGUCGCAGUACAUCACUGUCGGCGCCAGCCCCUUCACCGGCUUCUUCUAUGCACUCGAGGGGAGCACACCGCCACUGUUAUCACAUGUUGCACUCGCAGUUGCAAGUAAACUCACUUCUGCUUUAUUUAAUGCUGCCAGCGGUUGGCUUGGUUGGAAAAGUAAGCACGAAGAAGAACCUGUCCAAAGGCAGAAGCCAAAGGUGGAACCAGCUAGCCCGUUAGCCGUAAGAUUUGGGCUUCCAGAUUCUCGACGCCAUGGUGAAAGCAUAUGUUUGUCGCCGUGUAACACAUUGGCAGCGGUGACAGAUGACUUUGGCAGAGUUAUUUUAUUGGAUGUAGCUAGAGGAAUUGCAGUGCGCAUGUGGAAAGGGUACCGAGACGCGCAGGCCGGCUGGGUGCAGGUGGUGGAGGACCUCCAGGAACGAGUGCCGGGGAGGGCGGACUGCUCCCCCUUCAGGAGCGGCCAGGGUCCCAGCCGGGUGGCUCAGUUCCUCGUGAUCUAUGCACCGAGGAGGGGCAUCCUGGAAGUGUGGGGCACGCAGCAGGGACCUCGCGUGGGGGCCUUCAACGUGGGGAAGCACUGCAGGCUGCUGUAUCCUGGCUAUAAAAUCAUGGGCUUAAACAAUGUCACCAGCCAAAGCUGGCAGCCACAGACGUACCAGAUCUGCCUCAUGGACCCCGUGUCGGGAAGCGUGAAGACGGUGAAUGUCCCCUUCCACUUGGCGCUGAGUGAUAAGAAGAGUGAGCGCGCCAAGGACAUGCACCUCAUGACGAAGCUGGCGGCGCUGCUGAGAGUGAGGCCUGGCCCAGAUUCGGUUGAGACGGAAAUAAAGGAGUUAAUUCUAGAUAUUAAGUACCCUGCAACCAAAACUCAAGCUUUGGAAAGCAUCCUGGCAAGUGACCAUUUACCAUUUUCCUGCCUUCGAAACAUCACUCAGACCGUCUUGGACGUGCUAAGAAGCCAAGAGCGCGCAUCUGUCGACGAAGGGCUGCUGCAGUUCUGUGCCAGUAAACUGAAGCUGCUGCAUCUCUACGAGUCCGUCGGGCGGCUCAACUCCCUCGCUCCACGUUCCGACGCACCCUUCUCCGAUGAUGACUUGGCUUCGUUACUAAGGCUUGAUGAAAAAGAACUGCUGAAGCUCCAGGGAUUAUUAGAGAAGUAUAAGCAAGAGAACACCAGGACUGUGGUCCGAUUCUCUGAUGACAUAGACGGCGCGCUGCCCGUGAAGACGUUCCUGGAAUAUCUGGAGUACGAGAAGGAUGUGCUCAGCAUAAAGAAGAUAAGCGAGGAGGAGUAUGUGGCUCUAGGCAGUUUCUUCUUCUGGAAGUGUCUGCAUGGAGAAAGCUCCACCGAGGACAUGUGCCACACUUUGGAGGCUGCUGGACUUAGCCCUCAGCUGCUGUUGUCUCUGCUGCUGAGCUUGUGGCUCUCGAAGGAGAAGGAUAUCUUGGAGAACCCGAGGUCUGUCUGCUGCCUGCACACCAUGCUGUCCCUCCUGAGCAAAAUGAAAGUGGCCAUCGACGAGACCUGGGACUCGCAGUCCGUGUCCCCGUGGUGGCAGCAGAUGCGCCUGGCCUGCGUUCAGUCUGAAAACAACGGGGCGGCACUGCUGUCGGCACACGUGGGCCACUCGGUUGCGGUGCAGAUUUCAAACCAGAUGACCGAGAAAAAGUUUCUGCAGACAGUGGCGGGGGCAGGGGCCGAUGCCGAGGCCCUCACGGACUCAUGGGAGGCGCUGUCCCUGGACACGGAGCACUGGCGGCUGCUGCUCAGGCAGCUGGAGGACUGCCUGCUCCUGCAGACCCUGCUGCACAGCGGGCCCCGGCGGCCCCAGGCCCCUGCAUUGCAGGCCGAGCCGCUGCCCCGGCUCUCGGUGAAGAAGUUGCUGGAAGCCGGGAAGGGUGGCAUUGCAGACAGCGUGGCCAAGUGGCUGUUUAAGCAGGACCUGAGCCCUGCCACGCUAACCCUGGCUCAUCAGGACGGGGACGGAGAUGGGGGAAACCCAGACGAACCCCAAGGAGGUGCUGACAGAGCUUUCCUGCAGGCACCGGAGGCCGAGGCAGAUGCAGGCGGCAUCCCAGACGCGCUGCUCUUGGCCUACAAGCAGUUUCCUUGCAGCCUGGAGCCGGACGUGCUGCAUGCACACUGCUGCUGGGAGUACGUGGUCCAGUGGAACAGAGACCCCGAGGAAGCGCGUUUCUUCGCAAGGUCAAUAGAGCACUUGAAGCACAUUGUCAACGCCCACGUCCAGCAUGGCAUCGCACUCAUGAUGUGGAACACGUUCCUGGUGAAGAGGUUUUCUGCGGCCGCGUACUUGAUGGAUAAGGUUGGCAAAUCGCCGAAGGAUAGAUUGUGCCGAAGGGACGUGGGCAUGAGCGACACAGCGCUGACCUCCUUCCUGGGCUGCUGCGUGGACCUCCUGCAGACCCUGAUGGAGGCCGACGUGGGCAGGGACGAGAUGCCGGCGCCCGUGCUGGACACCGAGGACACGUGGCUGUCGGCGGAGGGGCCUGCGUCCAUCGCGGAGCUGGCGCUGGAGCAGAAGCCGGUGCACUACCCGCUGGUGCAGCACCACUCGGUGCUGGGGGCCGUGCUCUACGCAAUGGCGCGCUUCGCCCUCAGGGCUGUCAGGCCGCUCUCGCUCUUCGACAGCAAGGGAAAAAAUGCAUUUUUCAAAGACCUAACCUCAAUCCAGUUAUUACCUAGUGGGGACAUGGACCCAAACUUACUUUCCGUCCGACAGCAGUUCCUGCUGAAAGUCGUCAGUGCUGCCGUCCAGGCCCAGCAUUCCGCCCCCAAGGACAGGGCGCCCUCAGCAGAGGCAGCGGCCACUCCUCCUGAGGAGGACCGGGACUGGCCGGCCCUGGCCGUGGACUUAGCUCAGCACCUGCAGGUCAGCGAGGACGUGGUCAGAAGGCACUACGUGGGGGAGCUCUACAGCCACGGCGUCGACCACUUGGGGGAAGAGGCCAUCCUGCAGGUGCAUGACAAAGAGGUCCUGGCCUCCCAGCUGCUGAUGCUGACCGGGCAGAGGCUGGCGCACGCACUGCUGCACACGCAGACCCGGGAGGGCAUGGAGCUGCUGGCCCGGCUGCCGCCCACGCUGUGCACGUGGCUCAAGGCCAUGAAUCCCCAGGACCUGCAGAACGCAGACGUGCCCAUCGCUGCCACGGCCAGACUGGUGCACAGGGUCCUGGAGCUCCUGCCAGCGCAGCAUGGGCAGUACGGCCUGGCCCUGCACCUCAUCGAGGCCGUGGAAGCCGUGGCGCUGCCCCGGUGCUGACGGCCGCCCUGCGCAGCUGGCGUGUCCCGUGUUCACACAGCAGACCCGGGAUUUUACGGACUAGGUCCUUUUUUAUAAGAUAAAAAUAUAUAUCACUUUUUAAAAGUUCAAUCCUAGCAAAAUUCCACACCUAUGGUUGAUACUGAAGGUGAACUAUAAACAAAUAUUAUAAUACAGAUGUUUUACUGUUUAUUUUUAAUUCAAAGUCAAGUAGCUUGUUAAAUUUUGCCAUUUAAAACUGGCUAUGGCGAUGACUAUGACUCACAGGUGUUCACUGUCAGAUUCUCUCUCACGUCCAGAUGUCACUGCUGCACCUAAACUCAGGUGUCUGUACACUCGCCAUCACCCGCUCUCCCUCCCUGCAGAAGUCUGAGGACCGGGUCACCUGCUUCACCUGGCCCUGUCCUGGAGCCGUGUGGCCGUCAGAGGACAGGGCUGGAGGUCAUCAAAGGGAGCCAGGUGGAAGCCUGAAUCCAUGUGCCAAAACAGGUCUGAGAUGCAAUCAACCAACCAGCAGUCACAGUGUAAAUUUUGUUUUUGCAAAGCUGUAUCCACAUGGGCUAAUUGUAAAAAUGUAUUAUCUUGUAAAACUAUUACGUAAAAAAAGACAAAGACAGUGAAA